Messenger RNA from Sphaerulina musiva SO2202, 1854 nucleotides. RefSeq lists its product as uncharacterized. Lineage: Eukaryota; Fungi; Ascomycota; Dothideomycetes; Mycosphaerellales; Mycosphaerellaceae. The transcript has a single exon. The coding region runs from base 289 to 1854 and encodes 521 amino acids. The record is from RefSeq and is a predicted model, not a curated record.
AAACUGUCGAUCUGUUGUAUUCUGGUCAACAAUCCCUGCAGGCACCUACUUCAUUCACACUGAUCAAAUAAUAAUAGCAGGCGAGAAUUAGCAUUGUUACACGUCGCGGCUGCCUUGGGCUACCUACCCGCGCCUUCGACUUGCAUUCCUCGUUGCAAACCAUCUCUGGUCACCACAACACCUCAGGUACACAACACUCUCUCGGCCUGCAUUGGAAUUCUGGCCUGGUGCGUGGACAUCAGCAGCACCACCAGCAGCAGCAGCCGCAGCAGCGAGGAGCAGCACAGCAUGGCGGAUCCGCCGCUCCCAUCCCCCGGAGACUGGCAAAAUGCACAGCGUGUUAUCCGCGCGCUGUGUCUGCAGGAAAAGUACCGGCAGUGCAUUCAAGUCUGCCGCGACGUGCUCAGAGCCACCGCCAAUGACCACAAUCCGCAUCCGCUGCAGGAUGCAUACAUCAACUUCUAUCUCGGCCUCUGCCACAACGAAGUCGCCCGGACGAUGCACCACAAUUCCGUGGCGAAGCUGCCCGCCUACGAGGAUGCCGAGAAGCAUUAUCUCGAGGCGCUCACAGCACUCCCGACUGUCAAAGCUGCUCGAGCACUGUGCGUGCGCCGCGUAAAAGAAGAGGUGCCAGAGGAUCCCAUGGUGAAGCAGAGCACCCAUGUUCGUGGCCCGGCCUCGCCAACGGCUACCGAAUACAGCUUUUUCGAUCGACCCUCCUCCCCGGCAAGCUCGCUGAUGUUGUCAUCGUCACCACGAAGACAUCGGCCUGCCGAGAGCCUACCAUUCACCUCUUCACCUUUCGACUCGCCUGCGUGGGCGCCCUCGGAUACAGAGGACCUUGAAAGUCAUCAAAGCUUUUCCGAACUCAUGACACCCCACCGUAUGCAGCGCAACUAUGCAGCUUUCGAGCAGACCACGCCUAAGCCGAGGUACCUGCCACGGGAGGCAUCUCGAAUGUCUCUCAUCGAGUGCUCGCCUCGAACGAACAUGCUCCCACACGACGCGUCCAGGCCGUCUCUACUAGACAAGAAUUCAUUAGCCUCCAUGCCGCCGAGACCGAGCAGUAGGCUGAUGAUGUCGUCCCAAAUGGGAUCGCCUGCCAGGCGGGACUCGCACAUGCCUCCUAAUAUGCCCUACUCAGGUACCUUCCGGCACUCGCAGCUGCCCAGGCUUUCAAUCCAAUGUGAUCCUCGUAUGAGCGCGCCCCGGCUCGGACGAUCCAACACCAGACCGAGUACUCCAGAUCUUGUCUCUCCCGUGUCACCGGUGUCACCGGCCUCGCCAUUGUCACACGGGUCUUCCGUCUCACCGGUGUCGCCCAUCGCUACUGAUGGACUUGACUACUUUCAUUCCUCGGACGCAUCUACGAUGUCUGGUAUAACCACACCGCACCGACAGACCAAACUGUACGAAACACCGGCGCCUGCGUUCAUACCAGUAUCAGUGCCAUCAGCAGACACAUUUCAGCCGAAGGAAAUAUUCGAUGCAGGCAUGUUUGCGCGUGUGACAGAUCAUCUCACAGCAAUGCGUGCCCAGCUCGAGACACACAUGAAGACUGUGCAGAAUGCCAAGGAACAUAUCCACCGUGCGCAGGCACUGCAGGCGCUGAGCCGGCCACACAGUAACAAGGGAAACCGUGGCAUGUUCAGUACACCGUCUGUUGCGAGUACGCCAUCUCGACAGCAGAGCCUGCAGACGAGUCGCAGCUUCUGGUCAUUCGCACCGGAAGAUCAGAAGACGAGAAAGAAGAAGGAGCGCAUCGAGGAGGGCAGAGAGAGAAAGUGGUUGAAAGAGCGAUUUGAUCCUUUGAAGUACCAGCGACUAUGCGAGAAUGCUCUGAACGAGCUAUGA